AUGUGGGAACUCCGAUCCAUAGCCUUCUCCAGGGCGGUGUUUGCAGAGUUCCUGGCCACACUCGUCUUCGUCUUCUUUGGCCUCGGCUCAGCCCUCAACUGGCCACAGGCCUUGCCCUCUGUACUGCAGAUUGCCAUGGCCUUUGGCCUGGCUAUCGGCACCCUGGUGCAGGCUCUGGGUCACGUCAGCGGGGCCCACAUCAACCCUGCCGUGACUGUGGCCUGCCUGGUGGGCUGCCACAUCUCCUUUCUCCGAGCUGCCUUCUACGUGGCUGCCCAGCUGCUGGGGGCCGUGGCCGGGGCCGCUCUGCUCUCUGAGAUCACACCACCAGACAUCCGAGGGGACCUGGCAGUCAAUGCUCUCAGCAACAACUCGACAGCUGGCCAGGCCGUUACUGUGGAGCUUUUCCUGACCCUGCAGCUGGUGCUCUGCAUCUUCGCCUCCACGGAUGAGCGCCGUGGAGACAACCUGGGUACCCCUGCCCUCUCCAUUGGUUUCUCUGUGGUCCUGGGCCACCUCCUCGGGGUAGAGAGAGAACUCUGCUCCAUGAAUCCUGCCCGCUCUCUGGCUCCAGCUGUGGUCACCGGCAAGUUUGACAACCACUGGGUCUUCUGGGUCGGACCCUUGGUCGGCGCCAUCCUGGCCUCCCUUCUCUACAACUACAUCCUGUUCCCGCCCGCCAAGAGCCUGUCGGAGCGCCUGGCCGUGCUGAAGGGGCUGGAGCCCGACACUGACUGGGAGGAACGCGAGGUGCGGCGGCGGCAGUCGGUGGAGCUGCACUCGCCGCAGAGCCUGCCUCGGGGCAGCAAGGCCUGA
This is a messenger RNA of Lipotes vexillifer (Yangtze River dolphin), 816 nucleotides long. It is a transcript of the gene AQP2, whose product is annotated as aquaporin 2. The coding region runs from base 1 to 816 and encodes 271 amino acids. Gene Ontology annotation, cellular component: plasma membrane; apical plasma membrane. NCBI's taxonomy places the organism in Eukaryota, Metazoa, Chordata, Mammalia, Artiodactyla, Lipotidae. Gene Ontology annotation, molecular function: water channel activity. Gene Ontology annotation, biological process: water transport; transmembrane transport. The record is from RefSeq and is a predicted model, not a curated record. The transcript is spliced from 4 exons.